Malania oleifera is the source of this 751-nucleotide messenger RNA. Its product is annotated as gibberellin-regulated protein 3-like. The coding region runs from base 53 to 403 and encodes 116 amino acids. NCBI's taxonomy places the organism in Eukaryota, Viridiplantae, Streptophyta, Magnoliopsida, Santalales, Ximeniaceae. The transcript is spliced from 3 exons. The record is from RefSeq and is a predicted model, not a curated record.
UCUAGGAAAAUUAAGAGCAUACUGCCGGUGGGAAUUGGAAUUCCCACAAGGGAUGGGAAUCAUGAGCAGCGCCAAGGCAACGUUGCUUCUUGUUGCAAUCUCGUGCAUUGUCAUAGCGAUUUCAUCUGGGGCUCACAGCUUGUUGUCAUCUGAAACCAAUAUGGAGACCUACGGUUUUAGUGAGUUUAAUACACCUCCUCCGAUUUCUCCCAAAAUUACCAAUUAUUGCGGCGUGAAGUGCAAAGGCAGGUGCAAGAAUGCAAGGCAAAAUACAUGCAAUAGAGCAUGCAAUACGUGCUGCCAUAGGUGCCACUGUGUCCCUCCGGGAACCUUCGGGCAUAAAGAGACGUGCCCUUGCUAUGCCAAUAUGAAAACUCACGGUGGUCGGCCGAAAUGCCCAUGAACCUAUCUCUCCCACGCCCCCAUCCAUUUUCGACAUUAUGCGCACCUUAAUUAUAUAUGGUCAUACCUAUAUAUAAAUGUGUCUGUGUGUGUGUGUGUGUGUGAGAAAAUGCAAGUAAAGAAAAGCAAAUAAACCUUGAUCCCAUGGUACGUGGUACCUUAAUUAUAUAUGGUCAUACUUAUAUAUAAAUAUGUGUGUGUGUGAUAAUGCAAGCAAAGAAAAGCAAAUAAACCUCGAUCCCGUGGCUCGUGGUAUAGAUCAAUUUAGGAUUGGAUCCAUCUAUUGUGUUCAAGUGGUCGACCAACAUACAUGCUAGUUAAAAGAUUGAGCUAGUAUACUUUUGUUUCA